This is a messenger RNA of Prinia subflava (tawny-flanked prinia), 3877 nucleotides long. It is a transcript of the gene PTGFR, whose product is annotated as prostaglandin F receptor. Gene Ontology annotation, cellular component: plasma membrane. Gene Ontology annotation, biological process: inflammatory response; positive regulation of cytosolic calcium ion concentration; adenylate cyclase-activating G protein-coupled receptor signaling pathway. Gene Ontology annotation, molecular function: prostaglandin F receptor activity. The transcript has 3 exons. The coding region runs from base 796 to 1992 and encodes 398 amino acids. The record is from RefSeq and is a predicted model, not a curated record. Lineage: Eukaryota; Metazoa; Chordata; Aves; Passeriformes; Cisticolidae.
GCCUCAAAAAAGGGUCAGAAAGUUCCCAGGGGCAGCAGCUAAAGCCGUGGAUUUGAUUAAAUCUGUCUGCAAAGCUGGCAUGGCUGGUAACUCAGCCAGCUCUGCUUAUGGGAUGAGGUGAACACGUCUUUUGGUGUCCAAUGGCAGCCACAUGCACAUGUCCAAAUGCAGGACUGCCCAUGAAUUGACUAUAAGGGAAGAUAAUAAUCUUCAUCUAAACAAUUCAUAAAUUUUUUGUUCCUUUUUUUUUUGUGUUAUUAAGCAGCCAAAAUCUAGGCAUAAAGAAACAGUUGAAAGUGCUUUACCUGGGCCUUUUUUGCUAUUUCAAAAUCAUGACAACAUGUGUCUUUAAAAAAAUAAAUGUCUGAAUUUCUCUUGCUUCCCAAAAGAACAUUAAAUUCUUGUUUAAUGUCUGUCAGGUAAAUACAGAUAUAAAACUUCUUUUAGACUUGUAUACCUUCCUUUCUAUUCAACAUUGGAACAUAAGGAAGAGUAAAGCUGGAGUAAGGCUCCCAUAACAGCCUUCUCAUGCCUCCUCCUUCCCAAAAUUCUGUAACCUUCCUGAUCUCUGUUACUCUUCAGUUACACAUCACCUUGCACCCCUCCUAUCCUAUUGAUGUGGCCACUUGUCCUUCACUCCCUCUUUUCUUUUCUUUGGGAAUGAUUUUCUUUUCUUUUCUUUUUCAGGCUUAUGACCUCAUAUAAUUAUUUUUUAAAAUCUAUUUCAACAGAACACAUCACAGGGGAACAGCUAUUCUCUAAAGCUGUUCUCACAGCUCCUUUGGGAAAGGCAGGAUGAUGUAUUUGGCCAAGGAAUAUACUGUUUUGCCUUCUGGCAGAUGCCUUUUGAUUACAAGACUGUUGAAAUGCUUUGAGGGCUGCGCUCCUUUCCUAACCAUGAAUGGUUCAAAAUCACCAGGACUGGCUGGAUUUGGAGUCUUCAAAAACACAACGUGCCACACGGAGAAGAAGAUUUCCGUUUUCUUUUCAAUAAUCUUCAUGACGGUGGGAAUUUUGUCCAACAGUCUGGCAAUAGUGAUUCUCAUGAAGGCAUACCAGAGAUUCAGACAGAAAUCCAAAGCCUCCUUUUUGCUUCUUGCCAGUGGUUUGGUUGUCACAGAUCUCUUCGGUCACCUCAUCAAUGGAGCCAUUGCAGUGUUUGUGUAUGCAUCAGAUAAAGACUGGAUUCGAUUUAACCAGUCCAACAUCCUGUGCACUGUUUUUGGCAUCUGCAUGGUUUUCUUUGGUUUGUGCCCACUCUUCCUGGGCAGUGUGAUGGCUGUUGAACGGUGCAUUGGAGUCACUAAGCCAAUAUUUCACUCUACAAAAAUGACUUCUAGACAUGUGAAAAUGAUGUUGACUAUGGUAUGUCUGUUUGCUGUUCUUAUAGCUUUGCUGCCUAUUCUUAGGUUUAGAGCCUACCAAAUUCAAGCAUCGAGGACCUGGUGCUUCUAUAAAACAGAACAUGUUGAGGACUGGGAAGACAGAUUUUAUCUCUUACUUUUUUCUUGCCUUGGGUUCCUGGCUCUUGCUAUUUCAUUCCUGUGCAAUGCUGUCACAGGAAUUACCCUCUUAAGAGUCAAAUUUAAAAGUCAACAAAGACAAGGCAGAUCUCAUCAUUUUGAAAUGAUCAUUCAGCUCUUGGCUAUAAUGUGUGUUUCUUGCAUUUGCUGGAGCCCAUUCCUGGUGACGAUGGCCAGGAUCGGGGUUGACGAGGGUCGCUCACAGGAGACCUGUGAGACGAUCCUUUUCGCUCUCCGAAUGGCCACGUGGAACCAGAUUUUGGAUCCCUGGGUGUACAUCCUGCUCCGGAAGGCUGUUCUUAAAAACCUCUACAAGAUCACCAGCGGCUGUUGUGGCGUGCAUGUCAUAAACUUACACAUGUGGGAACUCAGCUCCAUCAAGAAUUCUCUGAAGGUUGCAGCAAUAUCAGAGUCACCAGGAAGUUCCAAGCAGAUAAACCUCCAGCCUCUCAGCUCUAUGGGACAAUGAAGUUUAACUCAGUCUGUGAAGAGAUGAUGGAGGCAACGCUCCUACAUGGGCAGUACCUUAAAAUGAAUUCCAAGGCUCAGUGGUUUGGCAUUUGUUUUAAAUUGUGAGUGGUUUGCUAUUGUUGGUUACCAGUUUGAUAUUGCUGCUCCAAAAGGUGCCCUUGAAUGUUUUAAUUCACUUUGAAUACAUCCCUUCCAAAACUGGUAGUGGAAUGUUAAAUCUGUAUUUUUCCCUUCCAUGUACUAAAGGGAAGAGGGCUCCUUAUAACACUGCCCACCAAACCUUUCACCUUAACAGGCUUCUUACAAGUGCAGAAGUGAUCUCCAAGGUGAUUUUUAAAAGGGGUAGAUUUUUUUUCUACCAGAGAUACUCUCAAAUCCUUUGCAGAGUCACUGUUUUCUAGAAUAAAGUCAAACCUCCUUUCCAUAAGGGUAUUCUGUGCUUGUAGGCAUUGAAUUUACCUACUGUACAUAUAAAAGACAUUUUGCUUAUGCCCAGUUUAUCAAAUGAUCCACUGUGCUUGGUUCAUUGACUUGACCUCUUAAUUAUUUACUGUUCCAUGAAUUUUUGGGAGAGCUGCAAACUCUGCAUCAGUGUUAGUGCUCCUUUCAAAUCACUGACAAAACCUGAGGCUCCCUGUGGGAACACAGAGGCAGAUGAGCUCACCUUCCUUUAUAGUUAUGUUUUGAGGUGUACUGGUGACCUUUUAGUCCUUUCAACAAAUGUUGAAAGGAGCAGGCAUAAAGCAGUGGUUAGUCUGUGAAAACAGUAGUUUUCCUCUCCCUCCCAAACUGAAGGAUGGUUCCAGAAGCGUUCCCCUUGUGCAUGUACUGAAAUACUCUCGUGGUACAUCUGCCUCAUUUGUAAAAGGUCACACGUGUGUCCUGAAAAUGGAUGUGACCAAAUGAGCACCUCUGCAGGGAACUGCUCUGGGGGCAGGGUUUUGUUUGUGCAAGAAAACUGAAGGCUCAGUUUUUGCUGGGUCUGUGUCUGAAGAGCUGAGAGCAUUCAAUAACUUGAAGGUACCAGGAAAUUUUCAGGACAGCUUCACAGGGAGGGCCCUUGACCUUUAAUGCUGCUAAAAGAAGCUUUGGUUUUUGUGACUGUAUGCUGUUCAGAAGCCAAAAAUAAGAGAUAUUGUUUUAAGAUAGGUCUAUGUUAUUUUUACCUACAACUAUAUUAGUGAAGUGAUGGUAUAUUUGAACAAAGUAGUUAAAACCGGAUUCAUUAAGAAGACAGUCUGAGGGACCAAAACUAUUCACAAAGUACAAAUUCGUGUUGUAUGUGAGAAUAGUUUGUAAGUCAGAAAAUAAAAAUCCAGAAGGUUUAAAUAUUUCUUUUUUUUUUUUUUAUUUUAAAGCGAUUUCCUUUUUGUUUUAAAAAGGUUGAAAAAUAAGUGGGUUAAAUAACCCUGUAAUGAAAUGGCUUUAUUUACCUUGAAGAAUUUCUGUGUGUGAUUUUUUUUCUCAGUCAUAGGGCAGAUGGACAGAUUUGAUGCUGGUGUAAGUUCUGCACUGUUGCUUCAUGUGAGUUCUGCUGAAAUCUGGAAGCAUUCAGUCAGUGCUCAACUUGGCUUUUUCAUUUUGUAGAAUGUGAUGUCAUUGUAUCUGUUGACAUAAAUUAUUUGUUCCUUAUGGAAGAUUGUUGUUUUAGCAGCUGCAAAAUAAUGUUGGUCCGUAAAUUGUUGAGAUAUUUGGUAUUUCGGUGAAUGAAGCUUGAAAAUGUUCCAUUUUAUUGUGUGAAUAAAUGUAGCUUGUGUUGUUCAUUCUGGUUGCCUUGUAAAACAACAAAGCAAAGUUUAUAUGUAUAUGUGAAUUCUUAUAUUUUGUGUACUGAUACACAUUGAAUGUAAAUUGCAAAGCCUCAUUAAAGUUACCAAACUGUA